AUGGCAAACGCUGAACAACUAUCCCGUUGCGCCGCCCCGGAGACUCCUCUUCUAAUCAAAGACGCCCUAGAGGACCUCCCAUCCCACACUCAGAAGUCGGUCCACACGCAAUCUCAUAUUCCCAAGGCUCCUCCGAAAAUUUUGUUAUCAUUCAAGGAAAUUCUUGUUGUUGUUCAAACGGAAGAUCUGGUAUCGGUUGAAGACCUCGCGCGCGCGGCAAGAGAUAAAUUCACGAAUUAUUUGAUUGCCACCGACACGUCAAAUAUCACUUUGCAUACCACCAAAGAAACGGAGGCGCUCACUCCAACCUCGCGCCUUGAAGAACACGCCGCAGAACUUGCUUGUUGCCCCUUCUUGGAGACUCCUCUCAUAUUCAAAGUCAAAUCGAAUCCUUUAGAGGACCUCGGACGCUUCUGGCAGGCUCUCCCAGCUGAUGCCACCAUUGUCCCCGUCGGCAAGAUGCAACAUUUGAAGCUCAAAGAAUCCUAUGUGCUUGGAGAACGAAACCUUGGCCGCAGCCUCCUCGUCCGCCCGAUAUACAAAGAGCUCUGCGAGCGUUUUGAGGCCAGGAAAGUUCACAAAUCAGUCGUUACCGGUACUCCGGAGAUUGGAAAGACGGUUUUUUCGGCUUACUACAUGUGGAUUGCUGCAUGCCAGAAAAAAACUGUGGUGUGGCAGCCUGUUUCAUCUGGAUUGGGUGUUCCUCCGACCUAUUUGAUGACUUCAAGGGGCGUUGAACGGGUAGCUUCUGACAGUCCUGAGCUCCUCAGCGCUCUCGCCAAUCCCGAAACCAUGUACAUUGUGGAUGGUCAAGCUCCAAUGCUGUCCUUUGUCAACGCCUGGACGCUAGUCCUCACCUCUCCACUGCGCGACCAUUACAAAAUAGUUCUCAAGAUACCGAGAUCAGAGCUAUUGUAUAUGGAACCGUGGAGUGAUGAGGAAUUGAAAAAUUGCCAAGCCUUCCUCUAUCCAGAUGAAGAAAUAUUGCCGACAGACCUCAUGGACCAGCUUUUUGAGUCAGCUGAACUCAAAGCAUCUGGCAACACUGAUGCUGUAUUGCAUGAUCUAGUCGUGAAGCUGACUCAAGCCAUCAACCAAGGUCGAUUGAUCAAUAUCUUAUAUGCACAUCGGGACAGAAGGCCUGACGGAGAGAGUAUUCACAUCAUAUGA
Messenger RNA from Puccinia triticina, 1170 nucleotides. RefSeq lists its product as uncharacterized. The record is from RefSeq and is a predicted model, not a curated record. The transcript is spliced from 4 exons. NCBI's taxonomy places the organism in Eukaryota, Fungi, Basidiomycota, Pucciniomycetes, Pucciniales, Pucciniaceae. Bases 1 to 1170 code for a protein of 389 amino acids.